AUGCAAACAACGACCAACGCAGCGCUCUUCCAAACGUCCUAUUCCGAGGCUCUGGGAGCGUACCGAGCACGCAAAGCGAUCCACACGUCCGGCCUGGUCUCGCCUUCGUCCCAAUCCACAGUCGACCCGGCAGCCCGCUACGGCUACCCGAUCCACCUCCACCCACGCUUCGAAGAAGCGGUCAUCAACUCGCCCGAUGACCUGGCCGUCGAAGGAUCCGGCGCGGACGGGGGGCGGUACCGCGUGCUCUCGAUGCGUGUGAACGACCGGUGCAUCUACACAAGCGAAGCAGGAGGCGUGGUGCGACAGGUCGACGCGGAGAGCGGCAAGACACUGGCGCUGUACAGGGGUGCCAAGGCACCUGUCCCGGCCUUUGAUUUUGUCAACACCGACAGCGAGGGGGAGAGACUGCUCGUGACGGGGUCGUGGGACAAAGCGCUGCGUGUAUACCGCGUCGUAUCCCCCACAAGCGGCAAGGUCCAAAUGUGCGAUCCGGUGGCAGUGGUGCAAGACGCAAUGAUCGACUUUAUCAAAUGCGUGCACGUCUUCAAGUCCGCGGAUCGCACGUACAUCGCCACCGCCGGCAGCGACAAGAGCAUCAUGCUCUGGGACGCCUCACCCCUCACCUCCUCCUCUACCAUCCUCCAACCGCUGCGCUCCAUCCACCAGUCCAAGCCGCACACACGGCCCAUCAAUGUCCUCACCUCGCUUGUUGGGCUCGACGGCACCACGCGGCUGUACUCGGCAGACUCGAUGGGCCGCGUGCUUGAACACGUCCUCAACCCCGCUACGUCGAGGCUAGAGGUGGUGCGGGAGAUUACAGGGUUUACGACCUCGGUGUACGAUCUGCGCGUCGGGUGGACGCGCGUGGAGGUCGAGGGCGAAGAGUCGGCGGGCGGUGGAGCUGGUGGAGAUGCGUUCGUGAGUGAGGUGCGAGAAGACGAGGAAGGGGCGCGGUACAAGGAGGUGGCGGAGCUGUGGGGUGCGUCCGGGGACAAGAGCGCCGCUGGAUACAGGCUGUCGCCUCUGCUUCAGCCGCCUUCUGCCGCUUCGACUGGCAGGAGCUCGUCGACACAGCCACCCAUGGGGACACAACCACCACUCACGCAGCCCCACGUUCGACUCGCACACGACGACUUUGUGAAAACCGUCCUACCGCUCUCCCUCUACCUCGCCUCCGCAGACGCAGUCGUCACCGGCGGCAGCGACGAGCACCUCCGCCUCUUCCCCUCCCCGCCCUCGGACGAGGUCCACACGGUCGAAGCGCACUGGCACGAGGUCUCCGCUCUCUCGCUCUAUAUCCGCUCGCCCACCGCGCACACGACUGCAUCCACACUCCCUCCUCCCUCGACCGCACCCGCCGACCAAGCCGCACCCGCCGAGGCGUGGAUUGUCUCUGCCAGCCUAGACGGCUCGAUCCGACGAUUCAGGCUGACCAGCAUCCCCCGGCUGCCGGCGCCAGAACUUGUCCGCCCGUCGGCUGGGGAACAUAGCCCAACGGACCAAGCGUGGGACCAGUACUCGCUGCCGCCUGCUUCGACAGCGAACAAUAGGGGCCAGGACACGGUUGUGGGGGCAGGUGGAGGCGUUCAGAUGACGGCCGAGGAAGAAGCGGAGCUGGCCGAGUUGAUGGAUAGCGAUGACGAUGAGUAA
Messenger RNA from Sporisorium graminicola, 1653 nucleotides. RefSeq lists its product as uncharacterized. The transcript has a single exon. Bases 1 to 1653 code for a protein of 550 amino acids. The record is from RefSeq and is a predicted model, not a curated record. Gene Ontology annotation, cellular component: Set1C/COMPASS complex. Lineage: Eukaryota; Fungi; Basidiomycota; Ustilaginomycetes; Ustilaginales; Ustilaginaceae. Gene Ontology annotation, molecular function: histone binding.